Molecule: messenger RNA, 1158 nt
Organism: Penicillium argentinense
Lineage: Eukaryota; Fungi; Ascomycota; Eurotiomycetes; Eurotiales; Aspergillaceae
Exons: 1
Coding region: 1-1158 (385 amino acids)
Source: RefSeq, a predicted model, not a curated record
AUGGCCAUCUUCGACUCCGAAAAGCGGCCCCGUGGCCUGCGUGUGCCGUCGCUGACGGCCAUGAAGAACGGCACUGCCGCCUCCGUCUCGCAGUUCUCCUUCCAUCGCAAGAACUCCAACGAGGCGCGCACUCCCGAGGAAGCCACACCGACCCUCGCCUCCAGUUACCCUGCGCCAGCACCACCGCCGACCAAGGAACUCCCGGUGCCGCCGAAGAAAGAGCUGCCGCCGCGGCCGCAGAUUUCGUCCAAGGUUCCUCCCCGCCGCGCCGUUGGGAGCAACAGCUCCCGUCCCAACGAGACCUCUGCCGUCUCAGCUUCGAGCACCUCUCCUCCACAAGGCAUUCGGCCGGCCGCGUCUCCGGUGGUGUCUUCCUUGCCGCCAAAAAACGAGCAGCCAUUGCCGCCGACGCCAUCUCGAGGUCUCCGGCAAGCCGGCCCCAUCACAACUACUGUGACCACAAGUAGUACACCGACAUCCCCACAACCCGAACAAGAGGCACCCUCGCCAUCGACUAUAAAGGCGUCUCAGGGAAUUCGACCUGCAGAGCCAACAAUUGCAACCCCGGUCUCGCCGCAGCCAGAACCAGCCCCGGUAUUUUCACCGGCACCAGCAUCUAUACCCGUACAACACGUACAACCACUCCCACCAACACCGCCAACGGCACCGCAAAUCUCCCAAUCUCCAGAGCUCGUAUCACCUGCUCCAUCUCGCCCAGUCCAACAAGCACCACCCGUGCACGCCCUGCCACCAACACCACCGCCCGUCACCCUCUCCCCACCACCAGGCGAAGCCGAGAGUGGGACAUUGACACCAUUGGAAGACUUCAUUCCAACUCCAGACGGCGCAAGUACCCCUCUAGAACAAAUGUCCAGCAACGAGCAAGCCCCGCCGGGCCUUACCCCACCGCCAGACUCCGAGCCCGCCACGGCCCCGCUGAAUACAGUGCAUUAUGUCUGUUUCCAGGAACACCGCAACAUGCCAGUGUCGCAGAACGUGUGGUGUCCGACGCUCUGCAUGACCUGCCACAAGAACGACCGGGAGAUCCGGUAUAGAUGUGUGCAUUGUUGUUUGCGGAUCUGCGAGGGGUGUCAUGGAUUGCUGCAGAAGGGGAAGAAUCGGUCGUUGGCGGACUUGAUGAGGACACUUGAGAAAUGA